This is a messenger RNA of Hirsutella rhossiliensis, 1494 nucleotides long. Its product is annotated as ubiA prenyltransferase family domain-containing protein. Bases 1 to 1494 code for a protein of 497 amino acids. Gene Ontology annotation, cellular component: mitochondrion; mitochondrial membrane. The transcript has a single exon. The record is from RefSeq and is a predicted model, not a curated record. Gene Ontology annotation, molecular function: protoheme IX farnesyltransferase activity. Gene Ontology annotation, biological process: heme biosynthetic process. Lineage: Eukaryota; Fungi; Ascomycota; Sordariomycetes; Hypocreales; Ophiocordycipitaceae.
AUGCGGCCACCAAGCAUCGCAGCCCAGCUCCGUCCGCAGCUGCUCGCCAGCGCCCAUUGCCAUGGCCCGUUGGCGCGCUCGCUGUCCUCGGUUACUGCUGCGGCGGGCCCGUCGCACCGUGUCCGCAGUCGCGCCGCGGUGACACCCCUCGUGAGCGCCAGCUUCUUCCUCUCCAACCGGCUGUUUGAGCGGUCCGGCUGCCUCGACUCGCUCGUCUCGCGCAACCGGAAACGCGCGACCUCGACCACAGCAGCACGACCGACGCCGGCCCAGCCCAUAGACGAGCUUCCCCCCCACCGCCGGAGACUGGCCCGGAAACUCGCAGAUGCCAGCCACGAUUCCCCCGACGCCGCCCUGCCCUCAAACGCCUCCUCCACCCUUACUAGCCUCGCCGCUGCGCAUCCGGACCGCUCCGCCCGCCGCAUCCUCUCCUCGCUCCUCUCCCUCUCCAAGCCACGCCUCACGGUGCUCGUUGUGCUGACGGCCAUGGCACCGUACGCCCUGUACCCGAUGCCCGAGAUGCUGACGCCCACCAUGACCGAGACGCCCAGCCUGAGCCCCCUGACGCUCCUCUUCCUCACCACAGGCACGGCCCUCUGUUCCGCGAGCGCCAAUGCCCUCAACAUGCUCUACGAGCCAUCUACCGAUGCCAAGAUGUCGAGGACGCGCAAUCGUCCGCUCGUCAGGAGGCUGGUUUCCGCCCGCAGCGCGGCCAUCUUCGCCAUCCUCGCGGGCGCCGCGGGCACAGGUGCCCUCUACUUUGGCGUCAACCCCACCGUGUCGCUCCUUGGCCUCUCCAACAUCGUCCUGUAUGCCGGCGUCUACACGCCUCUCAAGGCAGUCACCGCCCUCAAUACCUGGAUCGGCGCCCUUGUGGGCGGCAUUCCGCCGCUCAUGGGAUGGGCCGCCGCUGCCGGCGAGGCCGCGACUAACGACGGCUCGUGGCGCGAGCUGCUGUUUGCCAGCGACGGCUCGUCGAUAGGCGGCUGGCUGCUGGCCGGCCUGCUCUUCGCCUGGCAGUUCCCGCACUUCAUGGCACUGAGCUGGCCCAUCCGCGACGAGUACCGCGCCGCCGGCCUACGCAUGCUGGCCUGGACCAACCCGGCCCGCAACGCGCGCGUCGCCCUGCGCUACAGCCUCGUCUUCAUCCCCAUCUGCCUGUCGCUGUGCGCCGCCGGCGUCACCGAGUGGUCCUUUGCCGCCACCAGCCUGCCCGUCAACCUGUGGCUGGCGCGCGAGGCCGUGCGCUUCUGGCGCUUCGAAGGCCAUAAGGGCAGCGCCCGCGGCCUCUUCUGGGCCAGCGUCUGGCACCUGCCGGCCGUCAUGAUCCUUGCACUGCUGCACAAAAAGGGCCUAUGGGCCCGCGCCUGGGCCAGUGCGUUUGGACAACCUGCCGACGGCGUGUGGGUAGAGGAAGGAGAGGCUGAGGAGCUGCAGGAAAUGGUCAGCAUGACGGCGGCUAGGGUUGCUGAGAAGACGACACGAGCGCGGUGA